AUGACAUCUCUUUCAGAAGUUGAGACGAUGGAUACACUUCCAUUUGUGAAAGAUACAACGCCUAUGAGUAAUGAUGAUAUAAAAGUUGUCGCACCAUCCAUUGAACAAGUUGGAAACGAUCCCAAUGAACUGCGGUUUCUCCGUGGUGAAGGAAGAUAUUUUGGUUUAGAUGACUCCGAAGGUAUUAAGGAACCGGAACCUAAAUGCCGGAAUUGUUCUCAAAGAGGGCACUUCAAGAGAGAUUGUCCUCAUGUGAUAUGUACCUUUUGUGGGUCAAUGGAUGACCACUAUUCUCAACACUGCCCCAAGGCGAUUAAGUGUGCCAAUUGUAAUAAAGUAGGCCAUUAUAGAUCUCAAUGUCCAAAUAAAUGGAAAAGGGUGUUUUGCACUCUUUGUAACAGUAAGCUACAUGAUAGAGACAGAUGCCCAUCGCUUUGGAGGUCGUAUUUACUAAGAGAAGAGUUAACUGGUAAGGGCAACAAGAAAAAACUAGAUCUGGAUACAGAUGCCAUAUAUUGCUAUAAUUGUGGUGGCAAUGGCCAUUUUGGUGAUGACUGUAAUCAAAGGAGAUCAUCAAGAGUACCGAAGGAUGAUGGUAGUGCAUUCGCUGGCAAUAAUUUGAGAGAUGAGUUACGAACAAAGUACUAUAAAAAAUUGGACCAAGAGAGAGGCAAAAAAGGUAGGAAGAAUAACAGUAAGGUGAAAGGAAACCAUAAGAGGUUUGAUGACAAUAACAAUUUCAAUUACGACGACUAUGAAUAUGACGAUAGCAUUUACGAUGAAUGGGACAACUCGCAACUGGAUAGGAAGUACAGUGGUAGCACAAAAAAGAAGAAUACCAACAAGAAACAGAAGAAAAACAACAAUUCCCAUCGGGAUCCAUUAGAGUUUCCAAGAUCCAAAAGAAACGAUUUUAAUGAUAAUAGCAAAAGAGGUAACUUUUCUAGGAACGAUGAUAAAGCUAAGGCUAAAAACAUGAGAUGGAACAAUUCUAAGAAAAAUCGGAAAUCAUAUAGGAGCACAGAAAGAAAUUGA
This is a messenger RNA of Nakaseomyces glabratus, 1035 nucleotides long. RefSeq names its product zinc finger CCHC domain-containing protein. Lineage: Eukaryota; Fungi; Ascomycota; Saccharomycetes; Saccharomycetales; Saccharomycetaceae. Gene Ontology annotation, molecular function: zinc ion binding; RNA binding. Gene Ontology annotation, cellular component: TRAMP complex. Gene Ontology annotation, biological process: nuclear polyadenylation-dependent CUT catabolic process; nuclear polyadenylation-dependent snoRNA catabolic process; nuclear polyadenylation-dependent snRNA catabolic process. The record is from RefSeq and is a predicted model, not a curated record.